AUGAGAUAAACUUUAAAAUUAGCAAUUUCAGAAUUUUAAGAGAAAACACCUAUUCAAUUUGUAUAUAUAAGUGAUGAUGAAUAAUAAAAUCAAUAUGUAAAAUAUUAUAGAAAUGAAAAAGUUUCAAGUUAUGUCUGUUGGAUUGGUAGAUCAUUAACAUAAAAAGAGCAUGCUAUAUUCAUAAAUGAUAAAUUUCCUUAUGGAACAUAUCUUCAUGAAACUAUGCAUGUAUUAGGUUUUGAACAUGAAUAAUGUAGAUAAGAUAGAGAUAAUUAUGUGUCAGUAUAGUUUGAAGAAAAAGAUUCUAAAAAUUUAAAAUAUUAAUAUGAGAAGAAAGGAUUUAUGAUUGGUGAAUAUGAUCCUGAUUCUAUUAUGCAUUAUUCUUUAAAUAGAAAUAUGACUUCUAAAGGUUAAUUUAAUAAUUAAUAAUUUGGUUAAAGAAAAUAAUUAAGUGAAGGAGAUAGUAAAGGCAUUUAAUUGGUAUAUGGAAAAAGUUAAUGUACUUAUGAUACAUAUGGUGAUAAAUAUAUGGAAUAAGAUUUUUUUGAAUGUAUUACAUGUUGGGGAUAGGAUUCAGUAUUUGGAGCAUGUAGGGCUUAUUGAUAUUAAAAAAAUCUAAAUCCUUUUAUUGUGAUUGUGGUAAAUAUAAUCACAAAAGUAGCUUAUGUACAAGACAAACUACAAAAUUUAAAAGGGUAUAAUAAUCAAUGUAUUUAUGUUAUGAUUGCUUUGAUAUAUAGAAAUAUCAAUAAACACAUGAUGGUGCUAUUCCAGGAGUUUGCUAUCCUUGUGCUAAGAAAUGUCAUAAAUAGCAUAAACUAAAAUUUUAUUAGGUGGCUAAACAUUUUUAUUGUGAUUGUGGUUUAAAAGAUUGUAAAACAAAAUGCACUGCAAAAUGA
Paramecium primaurelia is the source of this 899-nucleotide messenger RNA. The record is from the annotation of a GenBank genome assembly. NCBI's taxonomy places the organism in Eukaryota, Ciliophora, Oligohymenophorea, Peniculida, Parameciidae.